Molecule: messenger RNA, 3218 nt
Organism: Seriola aureovittata
Lineage: Eukaryota; Metazoa; Chordata; Actinopteri; Carangiformes; Carangidae
Product: N-alpha-acetyltransferase 15, NatA auxiliary subunit-like
Exons: 20
Coding region: 180-2786 (868 amino acids)
Biological process (GO): N-terminal peptidyl-methionine acetylation
Cellular component (GO): cytoplasm; NatA complex
Molecular function (GO): protein binding; protein-N-terminal amino-acid acetyltransferase activity
Source: RefSeq, a predicted model, not a curated record
UCCCUGACGCGCAGACUCUGAGCAGCCUGAUCCGAUGGGGAAGCACAUCGGCCAUUUUGCUUGAGAGGGGACCUCGGCUUUAACACGUGAGAGAGAGGAGCCUUAAACACCCCGGGAACCGUGACUCCAGGAGGAUAUCAUUCAUGUGUGAACCGACAGAGGCAUAGGAAGCCAGCACAAUGCCCACAAUCACCCUACCGCCGAAGGAGAAUGCGCUCUUCAAGAGGAUUCUGAGAUGUUACGAGCACAAGCAGUACAGAAACGGCCUGAAGUUCUGCAAACAGAUCUUGGGCAACCCAAAGUUUGCAGAGCAUGGAGAGACUCUGGCCAUGAAGGGUUUAACCCUCAACUGUCUGGGUAAGAAAGAGGAGGCCUACGAGCUGGUGAGACGAGGCCUGCGCAACGACCUCAGGAGUCAUGUCUGCUGGCAUGUGUAUGGUCUGCUACAGCGCUCGGACAAAAAGUAUGAUGAGGCCAUCAAGUGUUACCGUAACGCUCUGAAGUGGGACAAGGACAACCUGCAGAUCCUCCGAGACCUCUCCCUGCUCCAGAUCCAGAUGAGAGACCUGGAGGGAUACAGGGAGACUCGGUACCAGCUCCUGCAGCUCCGCCCAGCCCAGCGGGCCUCAUGGAUUGGAUAUGCUGUGGCCUAUCACCUGUUAGAGGACUUUGAGAUGGCUGCCAAGAUCGUCGAGGAGUUCCGCAAAACACAACAGACAUCUCCAGACAAGGUGGACUAUGAGUACAGUGAGCUGUUGCUGUAUCAGAACCAGGUUCUGAGGGAGGCCAGUCUGCACAAGGAGGCUCUUGAUCACCUGAACAACUAUGAGAAGCAGAUCUGUGACAAACUGGCUGUGGAGGAGACGAGAGGAGAGCUGCUUCUGAGGCUGGACAGAUCAGAGGACGCUUCAGAGGUCUACAGGAGCCUCCAGGAGAGGAACCCUGAGAACUGGGCCUACUACCAGGGUCUGGAAAAGGCCUUACAUCCAGCCAGUAUAGAGGAGCGUCAGAAGAUUUAUGAGGACUCCUGGGUGAAGUUUCCUAAAGGCCUGGUUCCCAGACGGCUGCCUCUGAAUUUCCUCACAGGGGAGAGGUUUCGUGAAUGUCUGGACAGCUACCUGAGGAUGAACUUCAGUAAAGGCUGCCCCCCCGUCUUCACUACCCUGAAGUCCCUCUUCACUGACAUAGAAAAGGUUACAAUCAUUGAAGAAUUAGUAGUUGGCUAUGAAACCUGUUUAAAAAGCUGUCGAAUGUUUAGUAAAAACGAUAAUGGGAAGGAGGAGCCCCCCACCACCCUGUUGUGGGUACAGUAUUUCCUGGCGCAGCACUUUGACUUCAUAGGCCAGCCCAACCUCGCUCUGGACUACAUCAACGCGGCCAUCGACAGCACACCCACACUCAUUGAACUCUUCCUCAUCAAGGCUAAGAUCUACAAGCACGCAGGCAACAUAAAGGAGGCAGCCCGAUGGAUGGAUGAGGCUCAGGCCCUGGACACUGCCGACCGCUUCAUCAACUCCAAGUGUGCCAAGUAUAUGCUGAAAGCUGGUCUCAUCAAAGAAGCAGAGGAGAUGUGCUCCAAGUUCACACGGGAGGGGACCUCUGCAGUAGAGAACCUGAAUGAGAUGCAGUGUAUGUGGUUCCAGACAGAGUGUGCUUUGGCCUACAAGGCCAUGAACAAGUUUGGAGAGGCCCUAAAGAAGUGCCAUGAGAUUGAGAGGCAUUUUGUGGAGAUUACAGAUGACCAGUUUGACUUCCACACCUACUGCAUGAGGAAGAUGACGCUGCGUUCCUACGUGGAUCUGCUGAAGCUGGAGGAUGUCCUGCGACAGCAUCCCUUCUACUACAAAGCAGCUCGCACAGCCAUCCAGAUCUACUUGGCCCUGCACGACAAGCCUCUGACGGACGACAACAAGGAGAGCCACACAGACACCGAGAAUCUGACGGACAAGGAGCUGAAGAAACUUCGCAACAAGCAGCGACGAGCCCAGAAGAAGGCGCAGCUGGAGGAGGAGAAGAAGAAUGCAGAGAAGGAGAAGCAGCUAAAGAACCAGAAGAAGAAGAAGGAAGAUGAUGAUGAGGAGAUAGGAGGGCCGAAGGAGGAGCUAAUACCCGACAAACUGGCCAAGCCGGAGAGUCCCCUGGAAGAAGCAGUGAAGUUCCUGAUCCCUCUGAAGAACCUGGUGCGCAACAAGAUAGAGACUCAUCUCCUGGCCUUCGAGAUCUACUUCAGGAAAGAGAAGUACCUGUUGAUGCUGCAGUCAAUAAAGAGAGCUGUAACCAUAGAGCCUUCCAACCCAUGGCUGCACCAGUGUCUAGUGCGCUUCUUCAAAGGAGUGAGCGACGGUGCAGACCUGGCAGAGGCGGUGAGGACGGUGUUGAAGCAGGAGAUCUCCAGAUUGUUUGGGGAGAGUAACCCUCAGAGCUUUAACAAGAGCUACCUCAGCCAACACUCCAACUCCAUCCCCCAUCGACUGGCUGCUGCGAAGAUGAUGGUCUACCUGGAGCCUUCCUCUGAUAAGAUGGCUUGUGAGAUAGCUACGGCCCUGGAUGAGUCGUUGUCUGGGAGAAGCAUCCAGAUCUGUUCUGAGGUUCUUGAGGCCCUGCGUGAUGGGCAGCUGGGUGAGGGUCAGCAGAAGGCUACUGAGGCUUACAGAGCAGCCUGCCAUAAGAUCUACCCUUACAGCCUUGCCUUCAUGCCUCCUGGUUACCAAGACAACAGCACCACAAUCAGUGCCAAUGGCGACCUGUCAGCUGGCGAGCAUGACGACAUUGCAAACGAAAUGUGAGCUCGGACGAGAGGAGAGGAGGAGAAUGAGGAGGAGGUGCGAACACACCGCCAGACGCCUUAGUCCACCAACACACCCAUUUCCCACCCUACCCCGCCCCCCAUCAGUUCCUGGGCCUUGGCUGCUGUGAGUCGUCCCCACGCUGCACUGAUCUGGAUGGACUGAGCACCACAGGAGAGACGAGAGGGAGCCGACACGUGGAACGAUGCCCAUUUAACUUUUUAAACGAAGGCCCUGUUCUGUAACAGAUGGUUGGAGAGGCAGAAGAGGAUUCUGGGAAAUAUGGACUGAGAUGGCUUUUGUGAACACAGUUUAGGUUUUCUCUAACUCCUGUGUUUUCACGCCAAUGUCUUUCUUGUAGGUGCAUCUGCUCACAUUUUUAAAGUAAUUUAUAUAUUACAAACUGACAAAUUAAUAAAACCGUGAAAUCAG